UAAAUCUUAAACUCCAAUUUCCCCUUUCCAAAUUACAAUUGCAAUUUGCCAACAAAGAGUACCGAGAGAGACGAGAGAGUCGGUCGUCUCCUUCGCAACUCCUCGACGACGGCACUCCAGUUCCAGUACCCCAACGACGGCACUCCACUCUAGUAGUCCACUCGGCAGUCUCCAAGUCGUCUGUCAGCAUAGCCAUUAGCCAGUCAGGAUGGCGGAAUUCCAAUAUGCUUAUUUCAAUUCGGAAGAAGCAGCAAUUGUUCAGAUUAAAAUCCCUACUACACUUAAUACACAUUUCGAACCCAAAGUCAAGCUUGUGUUCUCUAAUCCAUCUAAACCUCCUCUUCCAUCGGGUAUGGGAGUCUUUAGCCACAAUCACAUUUUAUAUAUGGUUGGGGGCUACAAUACACGAAAGUUUAGGGGUACGGGCAACAAUAGACGAGAGGUUAAGGACGAUGAGGAUGCCUAUGGAUGUAUGUUUAGAUAUGAAUAUGAAUAUGACGAUCGUGUUCAUAUGUUUGAUCCAACCAAGUGCCACCAAAUUCCGGUUGAAAAUAUUGAAACACUUCAAAACUUAGGAUGUGCACACACGGUGUUACCUAAAGUCAUUCGAGCUGAGGAUCGGAUUUACCUGUUGUCACGUAAAGAUGAUCAUUUUGGUUAUAGAGUUCACUCUUCCAAAAAGCAUCUUGACGAGAACGUGCCCUUGGAUUUUCAAUACUUUGAUCUAAACAAGAAGUUGUUUGAAACCCUGUCACCCCCACCCAUCCGAAUUAAUCUUGAAAUGCACCUUAAUCUUAUCGGUGUACAGGGUCAUUUUUUCCUUAGAGGUUAUAUAUAUGUGUUUAUUACAGACACUACGACUUGUUUUGAAACAUUUAAGUUCAGCACCAAAGAAUCAAAAUGGGAGGAUUGCAAGUCCUUUGUGGACAGAUUUAAAGAGAGAAAUAUUCCUUUUCCCUUCUUGCAUGCUGGCGAUAUGGGGGUUUCGGAUGAAUUUGAUGAUAACACUUGGAUUCUAGUCUCCCUUCAUGGUAAACUGCCCACUGCAUAUCGUGUUCGCCUUAGUGACACGGGUGAUAUUGAUCCUAUAUCUCACAGGGUUCUAGCUGAAUUUAAGUUUUCUGAUGCUGAUAUGCCUUACUCAGUACGUGAUUGGAAACAAUUAGCUGAUAUGGGAGGUGAAAGGUUUUGUGUGAUGCACACUACUUCAAGUGGAGAUUUUUUUAUAUACGUCUUCGAAAUUAAUUUUAGACUUGAACAUGCCAUUCAAACCUUUGAAAGUGGAGAUCGUUCGUCAAAUAUUAUUUUCAGUAUGAAAUUCGAUCCUUAUGACACCCUCCCUUCGGGGCAUGUCCUUACAGGUUUCUGUAUAGCCUCUGCUCCUCUUCCUGCAUCUCCCGACAAUGAAGACCAAGACAUGACUCCUCCUCGUGCAUCUCCCGACAAUGAAGACCAAGACAUGACUCCUCCUCGUGCAUCUCCCGACAAUGCAGACCAAGACUCCUCCUCCUGCACCGCUGAGCUUGCAGUGAAGACUACUAUUAUCUGACUGCUGGAUCCUUACUUUUAUACUCUAUUUUCUUUUCUUCACCAAGUUGGAAAUUACAAAGCUGGUGUCAGGCAUGUUAUAUUUCGGCUACAUGUUGAUUGAGUCAUAUGCCUUGUUCGUUUUAACCAAACGGGACAAUUGGCUUUUAUGCAUGCAUGCUUCUGGUUUGUACUCAAUUACUAGUGAUGAAGUUGAUUCAUAAGCAUUUUCUUGUCUUAGGAUUUGUCUGAUCUUGGUUAUGAAUAUUUUAGAUUCCAUUUCUUUAACUACUGCAGCCUUUAAUAAACUUAAAAGGAUACUUUUUAGCUUC
Messenger RNA from Ipomoea triloba (trilobed morning glory), 1859 nucleotides. RefSeq lists its product as uncharacterized. Lineage: Eukaryota; Viridiplantae; Streptophyta; Magnoliopsida; Solanales; Convolvulaceae. Gene Ontology annotation, molecular function: protein binding. The transcript is spliced from 4 exons. The record is from RefSeq and is a predicted model, not a curated record. Bases 209 to 1549 code for a protein of 446 amino acids.